UCACUUUUAAAAUUUUUUAAUUACCCGCCGGUUCCGUCCCCCGUACGUCUUGAAGUCGCAGGGACUGGAACCCGGAAGACAGAUGCCGGCAUCGGCCGAAGGAGAUGGCCGGGGACACUGAAGGGGGGACAUCGCGGGAGCGCAGGACAAGGUAAGUGCAAAAGGGACUCCCUAUGCAGCGCUGCAUGGUAAGCCCGAGUGUAGCUCGGGGUUACCGCUUUUGGCACUGACAUUUUACCCCGAGCUACACUCGGGAAUACCGCUAGGGAGGUUAAAG
Messenger RNA from Staurois parvus, 277 nucleotides. The record is from the annotation of a GenBank genome assembly. Lineage: Eukaryota; Metazoa; Chordata; Amphibia; Anura; Ranidae.